This is a messenger RNA of Aplysia californica (California sea hare), 3421 nucleotides long. RefSeq names its product inositol polyphosphate multikinase. The transcript has 5 exons. Gene Ontology annotation, molecular function: inositol tetrakisphosphate kinase activity; inositol-1,4,5-trisphosphate 3-kinase activity. The coding region runs from base 330 to 1661 and encodes 443 amino acids. Lineage: Eukaryota; Metazoa; Mollusca; Gastropoda; Aplysiida; Aplysiidae. Gene Ontology annotation, cellular component: cytoplasm; nucleus. Gene Ontology annotation, biological process: inositol phosphate biosynthetic process. The record is from RefSeq and is a predicted model, not a curated record.
UAAUGCGUUGAAAUACAACAUGAAUGAUGUCCACAAUUCUUAAGUAAGGUUUCCCGACUGCUAGGGACUACAACACAAAGUAGGAUCGUCAUUCCUUGGUCGCCAAGGCAGGGAGGGAGGGAUCCUCUCGAGAGUAACUAACAGUACUUACUGAUAUACAUCAUACACUGCGUGUCACUGACUCAUUAUACUGCCCGUUUUAGACGAUUAGCAUGGGCAUCUGUGUCUGUGUGUAUGAUCUGAACUCUGAUUCUGAAUGGAUCUUCAGUCAAUGUAACGUUGAUAUUGAUGACUGAAAAUACGAAGAGAUUCGUUUCGUCAAUUUGGAAAUGUCAAAAGAAGAUACCCAUGACCCGGUGAAUAGGAGGAGCAAUGGAGGAAGGGACUCGGAUCUCGUUAAAAAUGUUCACAAAACUAGAUCAAGAUCUAGAAAUGAAAACGACUUCCCAGAAAAAGACGAAAGUGGUCUGAGCUCCUUGAAACCGCAAUCGCAAGGAGACCAGCUUGAUGCUGGGGGCACUUGUCCGGAAUGGAAGGCACUAGAUAUCCAAAUCGGAGGUCACAAGUUAGCAAUGAUUGACCUUGGAAAUGGCUACAUUCUCAAGUCUCUCCAAAAGCCUCCCAGGGGAACUCGGGAGCUCGGUUUUUAUCAGAAAGUUUUUGACGACGCCUGCAGCGAUCCAGACCUGAUUGAGCUGAAACCGUUCCUUGCUCCUUUUUAUGGGGCAGAAAAAAAAAAUGGAACUACAUUUUUGAAACUGAAGAAUCUUACAAGUCAGUUCCACCGACCUUGUGUUACUGAUAUAAAGAUUGGGAAGGUGACCUAUGAUCAAGAAGCCACUGCGGAGAAAAGAAGUCAUGAGGCUGCCAAAUAUCCUCCCAUGAAGCAGUUGGGAUUUCGUUUUAGUGGUAUGAGGGUCUUUGACCCGAAGACUCAAAGCAACCAACAGUAUGAGAAUGACUACUGUCUGACGUUGACGGAGAGUAAUAUGGUCACAGAGGGACUGGGACGAUUUUUUGGACUUCAGAAUGGCAAUCUGAGACGAGAUGCAAUCAGGCCUGUGCUUAGCAAACUGAAACGACUCGAGUCAUGGUUCUUGAAGCAGAAAAAGUUUUCAUUCAUCGCCAGCUCAUUGCUCAUUGUUUAUGAAGGCCUCAGACUUGACCAAGUUAAAGUUGACAGGGCCUCAUCUUCAGAACAGGACUGUUCUCCAGUUCUUGAAGACACUGGAAAGAAUGAGAAAAAGAGCAAAUGUGGAAACGGAAAAAAUCUGGACAGUGACUUGAGUAUUAACAGGACAGCUGAAGAAACAGAAGCUCAUUCUUCAGUCACCAAUGAGGAGAAAAGCUCAAUAAAACGUUUUAUUGACCACACAGAUGCAGAAAGUGAACCUCGCUCAAAGAAAUUAAAGCUUUCAACUUCAGAUGUGAAAGGCAAUGGGUCCCAUGGACCCCACAACAGUUGUUUACAAGAGCAGUCAGACAGCUUGAACCCGGGGAUGAGUAAUUCUCAAAGAGUUGCUGAUGUGUGCUUGAUAGAUUUUGCUCAUGUCUUUCCUGCAAAAAAAAUUGAUGAAAAUUUUUUAUUUGGGUUGCAGAACUUGAUUAAUUCUUUGGAAACAUUAGUAACUAUGGAGACAAUUAAACAUUCAAUGAAAUAGAUCUUUGGGUGUGAAAUUAUGAUAAAGUGUAGUUAAAUACGUUAUGUCUUUUAAAUUUUCUCUUUGUCUUAUUAACUUUUCCUAAACCAAAGAAAUCGUUUUUCUCUUUUUUUCUCACGCAUAAAAAUGGCAUGAUUUGAAUGAAUCGUUAGGCUAUUAUUCAAUUGACUAUUUUUUAACCUGAUGGACUUGGUUAGUCAGUUAUAGAUCAGAAAUGCAGCCUUUGUUGAAUGACUGGGUAGCUUUCGUGGUCGUCACCUCAAUUUUCCUUCAAGCAGCUAGUCAUUACUUCACCUUCAAAUAAUCCCUGAAGUCAUCACUGGCGUAUACUUUAAUCGUCUUGUAAAACUUAUAUCCAGUGUAUAGUCAUCAAUAGAAACUUCAUCCUUAUUUAUGUUACCUUUAAAUAUUGUUAAUAAUAUUAUAACUGUAACAGCAUAAUUUUUCUGAGAAUGUGUUCCUUGCUCUCUUUAUGUACAUGAGACAUUUUAGUCUUAUGAAAAAAAUUUGUUUUACUACAUUUGAAUAAGAAAUGUGUAUACGUAAUUUAUGUCAUAGUUUGAACUGUGAAAAGUUUUGUAUAUAUAAACUGUAAUUUGGUUUCAGGAAAUUUAUAAAUAUUUGUCUUUGUAGACAAAUGAGUUACUUUGAUUAUUUUCAGACUGAUCUGACUUGGAGAUAAUUAGAAUUCAAAUGAAAUAGAUUUAUGACAAAUGAGGGUUAAAAUGAGUUAUUAUCUGUGAUCACAAAGGGAAUGUUAUGCAAAAUUUAAACUACUUCUUCAGGAUAGUACCUUGAUGUUCUGGAAUUUGUCAUGAUUUUUUUGUUUUUGUCUUUAUUGGUGAAUUAGAUUCUGAAUCUUUAUACGGUUUGGGUGUUUUAUGUAGUCGCUGAUUGUAUGUUGGAAUACCUUGUCUUGCCUUGCUCUUAAUCUUAAUCAGUACCUAUGUGCCUAUGUCUUUGAAGAAGCUUUGUACAUUAGAGUAUUUUACUGUGCUUUCCGAAUUUUUCUAUUCGCUUUAUUGUUCUUCUAUACUUUGCAGUAGGGCAUGAAAAUAAAAGUCGUCAUCGUUUUUUUUUCACCACUUUCUGUGGCCCAUGAGAAUUGAUAAAGUCAGUGCUUAUUAUAGUAUCGGAAUACAGUCCUCUCGUUACACUGACUGAAAGAAUUCUAACUACGCUCUGUUGUAUUCAAAAUAUCUACUGAAUGGGAUUCAGCGUUUACAUUUGUUAAAAACAGUCCUCUUGAAAUACUGUUUUUGAAGUCUUAAGGUAAGUAAAGGUGUUAUUGUGAAUGUAUGUUUCAGUCAUUUUGCUUGUGGAUCACUUCUGAUUGUGACUUACAAUCCGUGUUUGCUACAUUUACAGACAUAAGAGGUCUGAGUAGUCUGUGAAUAUUUUGUUGAGAACAGGUCUCUGAAUUGGCCUGAAGCACUGUAUUCUAACUGUUGCAAUUGUGUGAUAGUAUUUGGGCCUCCACAAAUAAUUACUCUGUUCAUUCCCAUAAAUUUGGUUUGCCUCUAUGAAAUGUGUCAUCAGGCUGUGGAAUCAGGCGCUCGUCAGUUUUUGGGUAUGUUGUGUUAUAGGCAUCAUCUUAGAGUUUGUUGGUUUGUCGAUCUUUCAAUGAAAAAACGACCCAUCUAUCAUGAAUAAAAUUCCAGAUAUUUUGAGAUUCAAAGAGAUGGGGGUGGCCUGUUUUCAGAGAUAUAAUUAGCGGCUACUUUCAUAGCUUGAGAGUCCUUGGAAACAAAACAUUAACA